GACGGCUUACUGCAGCCCGACUGAUCCAGGUGGAGCGCGGCAGAAUGGGAUGACUGGUACUAGAAAGAGCAAAGAGGUGGAGGGUGACCCUCACCUCCAUGUCAUCGGCUAAGAGCUUUGGUAGAAAAACCAGGACUGAGACCAUCUCCAGACUGCAGGAGGCUGUUUGAGUUCAUUUCCAAAAACCGCAGGCUUUUCUGAAUUCUGUGCUCAUCUGACUUUUGUCGACUCUUGAUAUGGACCCUGGUUGACACUGGAUUGUCUUGGCUUUAAACGAGAGGGGAUUCGCAUGUGGAUUUGAAUGCUGAUGAGGAGCACUUGAGCUUUGGGACUAGAGCUCUGUAACAGGAGCACGUGGAGAUGUUUGGCUUCUCCAAGAUGCCAAAGCUGUCUAGCCACAGGAAUAAAACGACGGGCUGGCCACCCCCCGGCCCCGGUUCCUGGGGAGGACUGCAGGGCCCCCCGUACAGCUGGGACAGCAUGAACAGCAGCAGAGAUGGACGGGACUUCCUCACCCACCAAGGCUCCGCGAGCAGCUCCCUGGAGGAGGUCCACCUGGACGGGUUCCCCCCCGCCCCUCGGCUGGUGGAGAUGCGCCGGGACCCGGUCCUGGGCUUCGGCUUUGUGGCCGGCAGUGAGAAACCGGUGGUGGUCCGCUCCGUCACGCCAGGUGGUCCAUCGGAGGGGAAGCUGCUGCCUGGCGACGAGAUCAUCAUGAUCAACGAUGAAGCCGUCGGCUCGGCUCCGAGAGAGAGAGUCAUCGAUCUCGUCAGGAGCUGCAAAGAAUCCAUCACCCUGACCGUUGUUCAGCCGUAUCCCUCCCCUAAAUCAGCGUUCAUCAGUGCAGCCAAAAAAGCCAUGCUCAAGUCCAAUCCGGUCAAAGUGCGCUUUGCUGAGGAGGUCAUCAUAAACGGGCAGGUUCCGAAUCCGGUGAAGGACAACUCGCUUCUGUUCAUGCCAAAUGUCCUGAAGGUUUAUCUGGAGAACGGGCAGACGAAGUCUUUUCGCUUCGACAGCAGCACCUCCAUCAAGGAAGUUAUCCUGACCCUGCAAGAGAAACUGUCAAUCAGAUGCAUCGAGCACUUCUCGCUCAUGUUGGAGCAGAGGACUGAGGACUGUGGAAGCAGACUGCAUUUGCUGCACGAGCAGGAGAUGCUUACUCAGGUGACCCAGAGACCCGGUUGUGACAAGAUGAAGUGUUACUUCAGGAUCAGCUUCAUGCCCCGGGACCCUGUGGAGCUGCUCCGGAGAGACGCGGUGGCGUUUGAAUACCUCUAUGUUCAGAGUUGCAACGACGUGGUCUUAGAGCGCUUCGGCCCGGAGCUGAAAUACGAUGCUGCGCUGCGAUUGGCUGCUCUCCAGAUGUACAUCCUCUCCAUGACGACCAGACAGAGCCAGAAGGUCUCCCUUAAAUAUAUACAAAAGGAGUGGGGUUUGUCGCUUUUCCUGCCUCCGAUUGUGCUGUCCAGCAUGAAGGAGAAAAACAUCAAGAAGGCUCUGACACACAUCCUCAAAACCAACCAGAACCUCGUGCCUCCAGGGAAAAAACUGACUGCUUUGCAGGCCAAGGUGCAUUACCUGAGGUACCUCAGUGAGCUCAAACUUUAUGGAGGGAGGGAGUUCAAAUCAAUACUUUUGCAAGGGGAGAAACAAACCGAUGUGACGCUCUUAGUGGGGCCGCGAUACGGAAUCAGUCAUGUCAUCAACAUGCGGACCAACCUGGUCGCCCUAUUGGCCGACUUCAGCCACGUCAACCGCAUUGAGAUCCUCACGGAAGAUGAGACCAACGUCCGGCUGGAGCUCCACGUUUUAGAUGUCAGGCCCAUCACACUGAUCAUGGAGUCAAGCGAUGCAAUGAACCUUGCUUGUCUAACAGCAGGCUACUAUCGCCUCCUGGUGGACUCCAGGAGAUCUAUUUUCAACAUGGCCCAUUGCAAUAACACAGGAGGCGACGAUGCAGGUCAGGACCGUGUCCUGGAGUGGCCGUACAGCACGUCUCUGGGGGACCAUGAGGAGCUGCCACAGGGCGAGCUCUACAACCGGGAGUAUUCAGACAACAGGGAAAGGGAAAACAGCAUUUCUCCGUACUUCCAAGAACCACCCAACCCGGACGGUGACCUGGGGUCACGGUCCAGCCCGCUGCCCCCCCCUCUCCCUCCCGCUACCAGGCACAAAACUCAAGACUCCCCCCGGAGCGCCAAAGUGUCAUUUAUCUUCAGUGGGAACCCAGCGUUGAACAGGCCUAGGAACAUCGGCUACGAGAGACUGUCGGAGACCCCAGAGCUGUCGGAGCAGGGCCCGCCCUUCACGCACAACAGCUCAGACUUCCAGCAGGACCGGGUGCCGUUCCAGUUCAGCGGCCUCACGCACGUCUACAGCAACAUCAUCACCGAGGAGGACGGUGAGGAGCCGGUGCUGAGAGACCUGUUCUACCGCGACACUACCGAUGACGCGGAGGAUGACGACGAUGCCUCCUGCGAGGAAGACUCCACCGGGGGGACGCCAGUGGGGGAAAACAGACAGGGUGGGGGUGUAGACUGUGUGCCCACCGCCGCCAGCAAAGCUACCUUCCUCAUGCUCUCCGGUUCCACCGAUGACAUCAUCGACCUCACGGCACUGCCCCCUCCCGAGGGAGACGACGGCGUCGACGAGGACGACGACGACACACUGCUGCAGACGCUCAACCUUGCGAUCGCAGCCCCACCGCCGGGGUUUCGGGACAGUUCAGACGAGGACACGGUACAGGAGGGGAGGCCUCUAAGCACAUGUGAUAACGACGACAUCCCAGUGUCGCUGAUCGAUACGAUUCCAACACACGGAGAGGCGGGAGGGAGCAGGGGAAGCGAGAGGCUGGAGAACGCCGUCGUUAAUACUCUACAGGCAUUACAGGAUCUUUCAGUCGCUGAACAGAGACCUCGCCGACCACCACCCAGCACCAACAACCCAGGUGUUUAUUCAUCUCAUGGCCUUAGCCCAGAGUCAUCCUCAGAUUCUGGCAAUGAAACCAACUCUUCAGAGAUGACCGAAAUCUGUGAACUGACUGCUACUCACAGGAUCAACGAAAGCCACAUGCGCCUACUGGUGGCCACAAGGGAAGGAUACCAACCUUUACUUGAGGAGAAAACAGAAUUCCCUGUUUCACCCAAUUCAAGUGGCGCAAUAGAGAAGAAACCUCGUAGUCCGACGCGACAUCUUCAGCCUCCAGCAGUUCCUCCAAGACGGAGCCCCCAGUCAGACGUAGCAUCAUCAGGACCAGAUAGAUUGGAGGUGAGAUCCCAGACUAAUCUCUCAGCAAGUCUGCAGCGACCAAGUUCUACCACGCCAGGAGGCAAGCACCAUAAGAAAUCUGCGGACUUCGUGGGAAAGUACAACACUUUCAGCACAAGGGAGGGAUGUCGAGGCGAGAGCUUUAGCAGGCGUAGUUUUGUUGACUUAGACCAGCGCACAUCAUUCUGCGAGCGAGAUGACAGUAGGAGAGGACCCAAUUCCUUUCUAUCCGAAAACUCUGUGACAGAGGACGUUGGAGUAAACAGCCUCCCUCAUAACCACCGCAGGAAUCCCCGCCCUUCUUCCACUGUUUCCGAUUGCUUCUUAGACGUCGCCAGCUUGAGAGAUUGUGUUGCAGAGGACAGAGCUGCCGCCGCUGAACAAGAUGAACAUCUAGUUGUAGCAUCUCUCCUGUCCCCAGCCAAAAAGCCCAGAUCAGUGGGGUCUGACCAGGGAUCUGACACACAAAGUGGCCAUCAGCCAAUUUCGAGACAACAGAGCGUUGCACGGUUGUGUGAGUACCAUCUAGCUAAAAGGAUCUCAAAUUUGCAAGGAGAAGCACACAGUUCACUGCAGGGUUCUCUGUGCUCAUCACUGGAUGCUGGCGGCAGCACGAACAGUAGUGCCUGUGCCACACCGACUGACUCUCCUCUCGGCCCGGGUGCAGUUGAAGCUGCACACCAACGGUUGCAGAGGCAUCCGCUUUCUAAUUCCUCGUCCUCGCUACUCAAAGGGCUAAAUUGUGAAGAUAAAGCUGGAAUUCCUCCUGGCGUCCAUGGCCAGAGCACUCAAGGUAAAGAACAUCCUCAUGCAGAUCCUGCCCUCCUACGGAAAAUGCUGCCCAACAUUUAUCCCCCUCUCGCUGGAGAACCAGGCCGACCCUCCUCAGCCAUGUCAUCUAAGCAUAAGGACACCGCAGCCACGGGAAACAAGAAGCCCCACAGGGAUUUGCAUCCUAAACAACAGGCUGGUUUUAAGGGUCUUAACCCAAAGGAAGGUAGUGAGGCCUAUAGACAACUCAUUAACUACCUAACAGUCAGCCAGAUGCACCAGGGAGGGAAGCUGCACAGCGCAGGCAUGGGAGGGGCAGUGAAAAAGGACACAAGGCGCUUUAUCACAAGCAACCCUCAGCUUUUUGAAAUGGUUAAGAACAGAGGGAAUGCCAAUGCUCGCUGUCCGUGUAUGCCUUCUUCUAUAUCGUCCCCUUUCCUCAGUCCAAAUUUCGUAGUCCCUCAUGGAGCCAAUUUGCAGGUGGGAAAUACAAAUCCACGGCCAUACUACUCUGCCACCCUUCCUGCCAAACUCAAGAGAAGCCCGGAUAUGCAUGCCGAGAGACCGAAUGGGAGUUUAGAUUUCAGACAAGCUAUCACUGAGAGGAGGAGCUCCUUCUCUGGUCUGGAAAGUGAGCUAGGGAGGGUUGGUAUGAAUCCAGAGCACUUUCUGUCACUUUAUAAAAAAGAGGACUGGGUCAAAUGUGAUGGGGGAUUAAAUCCAAGCAGAAACCAUGAAGCUGGUGGGAGCAAUCACCACCCCCCUACCCGCUCAAGAAGCCAACCUAGUAGCAGCACGGAUGAUUGGUUCAAGUCAGACUUGAAAUCAAGAGAUGCAGCUCGUCAAUCGUAUCCACGUCCAAAUGAUCCUCUUUGUUUCUCUGCAACUCCUAGUUUAGGUGGGGAGCGUGCAGACUUCAAUGCCCUCUCGUUAGGAAGGGGAGACCACCCUUCAGCUUUCGUCAGACAGGCAUCAAGUAGCUCGAGAGCUCACGUUACAUCUCCAAUACCUAACCCACAAUCUCCACCUCCACCACCUCCCUUACCGCCCCCUCCUCCUUUACCUCUGCCCAUUCAAGCCAACACUAGCUCCAGCAAUUCAGGCUACCCGCAAGAUCCCAUCCACGCUCGGCAGAACCAGAACCACAUUCACGCCGCCACUCCAACCAUGCCACAUGCGGACCACUGCCUCACUAGCAUGCAACGGGGCAGGGAGCUCAAACGCAGCUCAAGUAAUGUGACCGCCGGUUCUGGGAGCGUGGAAGUCCUUUUUGAUAAGCCCACGCGAAGCCGCAGCCAGCAACCCUUGUCACCAGCUAUGUCCCAGCAAGGUGACACCAAAGUCCAACGGAGGCCGACGAGGAAACGUCUCUCCAAGAGUUACUCCCAAGGCUCUGUUUCCUCUCACACCACAUGCUGGUCUACUGGCAGUACAAUAGACAGCAGGAGGGCGUCUGUUGCAUUUCCAGUACACAAGGACUCAAAACACAUGAAGGGCUCUCAAAAACUGGACACUAGCCCCUGGAGGUGCAACGGGCCUUUUAGCUACUGCUUCUUUAAACGUAAGAGUGAUGGCGAAGAAGAUGAGAUGGAGUGGGACAGGCCCCGAGGAAGUCGUGGCGGUGGCAGCAUGGACAGCAAUGGUGCGUCCAUUUUAGCCAUGGAUCCCGAAGCGGAGCAGCUGUACGGAGAGGUCCUCAACAACAUGAGCUUCAGUGACCGCCUGGCACGAAUUAACUCCCUCAAGGAUCGCAUGUAUUGCUACCCUUCUGGCUUUCUUGACGUCCGCCGUGAUGCCAGCGAGCUCAUUGCGCUGGUAAGAUCCAGUAUAGGUCGCUGUGAUCGAGGAGUCCAGAUGCCCAUUCAGGAUGUAUCCCAGUACAAGCAGCUGCUUUCUAUCGAGUCGAAAGAGUUGGGCCGAGCAUGCCGGAGGAUGGCACAGGCCCACAGUAGUCCAGACGAAAUGCUGCUAGCGGUAACAUGUAGCUUCCAGGUGCUAUGCUGUCUUUGUGAAGCUUGCAUGUGUCUGGUCAGGGGGCUCGGCGUCUCCGCCUCACACCAACAAAGGGAGGUUGUCGCAAAGGUGGAUGAGGUGGUUAUGAACUAUAUUUGUUUGCUCAAAGCGGCCGAGGCCGCUACCAUAGGAGCACCAGGGGAGCACAGCGUGAAAGCCCUGGUCCGCCACUCCAGUACUAUGUCGGCCAUUGCUAACGCUCUCACUCGCUCCCUUAAAACGCUGCUAAGCAAGUAGAGGCUGUUCUUUUACGUCUAUAAGUGUGGCCUAUGCAGUCAGCACAAGUCUGUCUUUGAGUAUCUUGCUGCUUCUGAGUUGUCUGGAAGAGUCGUGUAUUUCAUAUCAUGUCUGGAUGGUCUUGAUGAUGAAAGUGAAAAAGUUUAAGAUUUAUUGCAAUAGGACAGAAACAUUAAUGUAAAUAAGAGAUUAGGAAGAUGCUAAAAGAAAGUCUGCUGACUGCACUUGCUUUUUCUGUUGACAAUAUUGUAAUAGUUACAAAGCCAUACUGUCACAGACCUUUAUAAUAUACAGUAUGUACCUAAGUAUACCCUUUUACCUGUGCAUUAUGUAACUUAUGUAUAUAAUGUAUAUAAACACAUUCAAAAUAUAUAUAACUUGCAGUAGCAGUUUAAAGAAGCCAUGGAGUACUCCAUUUAGUUUGCUUUAAUAUUGUGCAGGGCUGGGAUGAAUGCAAUUUCAAUUCAAUCAGUUCAUGAGGUGCAUUUUUAUUACAGAUAUGUGGUGAAGAUGAUAAUGAAAAUUAAUUGUAGAGCUUUAAACUAAGUGUGUCGCUGUGAAUUAAUUUCAAACAGUGCAGUUUUGUUUUUGCAGGAUGACGGGUAUAUUUGUUAGAACUAUUGAAAAAAACGGUACAGAAAGUAAAUUAAAUAGCAUUUUAUCCAUUCAUCACAGUUUACAUCUUACAUGAUUUUCUAAGACUAAUUAGCAAAUCAUAAAGUAUUUCACUAAAACUGAAUACAUAAAAUUAGUAUUGUAACAACAUUUUAGAUGACUAGAGGAAUUGUUUCAAAUUGACGGCUGUGUUGAUUAUAUCAAAUUAGUUUUUGUUUGUUUUACUUAUUUGUUUUGGAGUAUGUUUUGUGCUUGAAGUAUUCAUUAUUUCACACAGUGUAUCAGGAUGCAGAUAUGAAGAAGAUACAAUUCUGCUUCUUUUUUUUCAAUAAUCCA
Cololabis saira (Pacific saury) is the source of this 7239-nucleotide messenger RNA. Its product is annotated as FERM and PDZ domain-containing protein 4-like. The record is from RefSeq and is a predicted model, not a curated record. Gene Ontology annotation, cellular component: cytoskeleton. Gene Ontology annotation, molecular function: protein binding. The transcript has 16 exons. Bases 361 to 6288 code for a protein of 1975 amino acids. Lineage: Eukaryota; Metazoa; Chordata; Actinopteri; Beloniformes; Belonidae.